AUGAACUUAGCACUCCAGGAUCCCUUUGCUGUAGCCAAGGAGUAUCCCGAUACGUUGGCGAACACUCUUCACUACGGUCAUUCGGUAGUGAUCCAGUUCAAUCAGAAAGGCGACUAUCUAGCUUCUGGACUCAGCGAUGGAUCCAUUCUCGUCUAUGACUUGACCAGCAACGGUGGGGUAGUGGCUCAUCUCCAUGAAAACUCGCACAUCCGGCCAGUGACUUCCAUCAGUUGGUCUAGAUGCGGGCGUUAUAUACUAUCGUCGUCACAGGACUGGUCCUGUAAGCUAUGGGAUUUGAGCAAAGUUAAUAGAGACGAAGUUGAUGUGGAGUUGGACGAUAUGCUGGCCGUGAUUCGAACGGUUAAAUUUGAUGGUCCUAUUUGGCUGGCAUCGAUGCAUCCCGAAGAUCCAUUCAAUGAAGAAGACAUGGCAUCAACAGCAGCAGUAUCAGAAGACGAACCACGUAAGAAGAAGAAAGCAGAAAAGCACGUUACUUUGGUGACAACAUUCACACCCAACGAUGGCAGUUACAUCUUUACAGGAACGAGCAAAGGCUGGCUCAACGUUCAUAGUACGCAGACAUUGCAAUUGGUUCACUCCGUUAAGAUGGCCAAUGCCAACAUAAAGAACUUGGUCAUAUCUCCCAAUGGCCGUAAACUAGCCAUCAACUCAUCCGACAGAAUAGUGCGACAGAUUAGUUUGCCGGACUUGAUAAACGUCGCCAACCCUGACGAAUGGGACUUUGAAAUCGACCACAAGUACCAGGAUGUUGUCAACAGAUUGCAAUGGAAUUCUGUAGCAUUCAACCACAAUGCCGAGUUCUUGGUAGCUUCGUCGUAUGGUCAAUCUUCGCAUGACUUGUAUAUCUGGGAGACAUCCCUUGGUUCUCUUAUCAAAAUUCUUGAGGGAAGCAACGAAGAGUUGAUUGACGUCAAGUGGAACUACUCGCGUUGCACUAUUGGUUCUACGGGUCUCGACAGCGGCAUGAUCUACUUGUGGCUGGUUCAGUUUCCGCAGAAAUGGAGUGCGUUGGCACCCGAUUUCGUAGAAAUCGAAGAGAACAUAGAGUAUGACGAGAAAGAGGAUGAGUUCGAUAUCAUUGACGAAGUGGCUCUCAAUAAGAAACGGUUGGAAGAAGAAGAUAUGGUGGUGGAUGUGAUUACACGCGAGAAUGUCGAUGCCCGUGGGUUCGACACAAUGCAGCAGUCGUUUGUUAUUCCUAUUAACUAUGAGAAAACGGUAUUAGGAUAAUACAAUACUACAACAGAUGUAACCUACAUAACUCAGGUGUUGGCUGGGCUUUUAAUGGAUUUGAGAUUGAACUGAGAUAUCCAACUCCUCCAAAAUAUAGCAUAGAAGAGAGUAAUUUACGGUAUUUGCACCUCUGACUUCUAGAAGCAUACAUAGAAUAAUAAUUGCACGCAACUGCCCCUAUGUG
Molecule: messenger RNA, 1438 nt
Organism: Scheffersomyces stipitis CBS 6054
Lineage: Eukaryota; Fungi; Ascomycota; Pichiomycetes; Serinales; Debaryomycetaceae
Gene: SWD1
Product: COMPASS subunit protein
Exons: 2
Coding region: 1-1251 (416 amino acids)
Cellular component (GO): Set1C/COMPASS complex
Molecular function (GO): protein binding
Source: RefSeq, a predicted model, not a curated record